Messenger RNA from Drosophila nasuta, 4973 nucleotides. It is a transcript of the gene ckn, whose product is annotated as CRK like proto-oncogene, adaptor protein. Gene Ontology annotation, cellular component: axon; focal adhesion. Gene Ontology annotation, biological process: cell surface receptor protein tyrosine phosphatase signaling pathway; axonogenesis. Gene Ontology annotation, molecular function: signaling adaptor activity; protein phosphatase binding. The transcript has 6 exons. The coding region runs from base 641 to 3439 and encodes 932 amino acids. NCBI's taxonomy places the organism in Eukaryota, Metazoa, Arthropoda, Insecta, Diptera, Drosophilidae. The record is from RefSeq and is a predicted model, not a curated record.
UUUCUUGUCGAGCGGUUUGAGGUGGUUCGCGUCGCUUCAUUGCGCGGAAUUUCCAAAUUAAUAAAUAAACGCAUAAAUUUAUUGAAUUGUGGCACCAAAAUAAAUAUUAAAGUUUAAUUAAAUGUGAACAUAAUAUACUAAAAUCUAAGGCAACACAAAAAGCGCACAAACGCGAUUAAAGUUACCGAGUUAACAGUAAAGAAAAUGGCGGCGUAGCACAAACAAUAAGAAACAACAACAACAACAGCGAAGUCACAACUACGUAAGCAGCGUAGCUUAAUAAACUCUUUUUUUCUCGGCAGCACAAAAAUUAAUCUGGUUUUAUGUUUUACUUUUAUGCGUCGCGCGCGCGCCACUUGUGUCUGUGUGAGAGUGUUUAUGUGCUUGUGUGCCUGUAGAAAAUGUCAUAAAACGUGCAAACAACAACAAUAAUUGAUGCCCUGUUAAAAGUUAACAUUUGUUUACCUUUUGUGUGUCAACCCAACUUUCGUUGUCGUGCUUUUAAUGUGAUUGUAUUUAGCUGCAUACGGAAAUUGUUAACUGAAAAGCAUAACGCGUGGAAAAUAGCGUUUUCCAUACAUUUCACAGGAGUCGCCGCAGCUAAUUUGGCCAGCGCGGCCAGCAGAAACAGAGGCGCGAAAUGCAUCGUUCACUGAAGCCGCACGCAUCCACGGCACAAGCUAAGAAGGUACAGCCGCCGACAAUACCUGGUGACCCACCGGUGACGCCCUCGUCGCCCCUAGGCCAUCAUCAGCCAGUGAUACCGCUAUACAGGCUGAGCGGACCCCUGCGGCACCAUCAGCAACAACUACAACAUCAACAACAACAGCUUCAACUGGAUGAUGGCAUUUGCAGCAUGAGUGGCAGCAGCAUUGUCUCAUCGCCCUCGCUGGAGGAGGGCGGCUUUAACUUGCCACGCGAGACGAGCGUGGCGCUGCGCAUGAAGGAUGAGGCAAGCACCGGGGCAGCAGCUGCAGGUGCAGGCUCUGGCAGCAAGCCCCCAGCACAAGCUCCGCUCCCACCCAGCAUUGUGGCAUGUCCACCGCCCGUAUUCUGUGCCACAUUGCGCGAACCGCUGACGCACAAGGCAGCGGUCUACUAUCAUCAGCAGCUGGCGUUGCAAGAGGAUCAGGGCAUUGAUCUGACCCAAUCGCCGGGACGUGAUUCGCCGGGCUCUUCGUCGGGCUCCGCUGGAUCGGGUUCGCGUCAUAGCACCGCCAGUCUGGACUCAGGACGAGCGUCCUCCUACUUAACGGGCGUCUCCUCAUCGGGUGCAUCGAUACGUGCUCCGCUCUCGUCGCCACGCUGCAGCUCGGUCAGCUCGUGUUCGAUUGGCAGCGUCGAUAGGCAGCGGAAUGAUGAAUUGAUUAUCGACUGGCUGCUGGAAAUGAAACAUGAGGAGUACGCUCAGCUCUUCAUUGCUGCUGGCUACGAUUUGCCAACGAUUGCGCGCAUGACGCCCGAGGAUCUCACUGCGAUUGGCAUCAAGAAUCCGCAUCAUCGUGAACGCAUCAAGCAGCGCAUCGACAAGCUGCAGGUGCUCGACAAUUUGCCACAUUUUGUGCCGGGCUCCAUUGAGGAGUGGCUGCAGCUGUUGCGUCUGGAGGAAUACAUUCAGCCGCUGCUCGAACAGAACUACAAAACGGUGCGCGAUGUAACCCAAGUGACUUGGGAGGAUCUCGAGGACAUUGGCAUCGUUAAGCUGGGACAUCAAAAGAAGAUUCUGCUUGCCAUCAAGCGGGUCAAAGACAUCAUCAGCGGCAAAUGGAAUCCAGGUGGUGCCAAUGCCUAUCAGCAACAGGAGUACCAACGGAAGCCCUGGCAAUUCAAUGUCCCCAUACCGAGUACGCCAUCUUGUGGCUGGGACUACACCAAGAUCUAUGCGACGAGCAAUGUGAACGCGACGACGUCGUCAUCAUCGUCGACAUCGUCGUUGGCCAAUGGUCACAGCGGUGGCCUCUCGGCUGCCAGCGGGGGGGAUGCCUAUUACUGCACGGGCAGCAAUCACGAGUGUUGCAACGGCAACGAUGUGGUGCUCAUUAAGGUGCGACAGCCGCGUGGCAAGAGCCUCGAAUCGCUGGAGGAUAUUCAUGACAACAGCACGCGCAGCCAUUUGACCUUUAGCCAUUACACGACCACGGACUACGGACACUUUGGGCCGCCAACGACAGCGGCCGCAGCAGCAGCGAUGGCAGCCGCUGCCACGCUGCAACAGCAGCAACAUCAUCAACUGCUGCAGCAACAGCAACAACAACAACAGCAGCAACAGGCGGCAACAGCACGACUGUUGGGCAACAAUGCGGCAGCAGCGAUGGCUUGGCGGCGUUCCUACGACGAUGGCGACAUAACACCCACCAACGAUGCCACACGCGAGCUGCUCUAUGAAGAGGGCGGCGGCACCUUGCCACGCCAGCAGCGGGGCAUACUUCAGCGAGCCGUGCUGAACACGAUGCCGCCACUGGAGCAUCAUCACUACAUGAAUGCGGCGGCGGCGGCGGAGUAUGUGACAGCCGGAGGUGCAGACAGUGCAGCAGCCUACUUAAGCGGCAGUCCAUUGGCGGGCAAGAAGAUUGCGCCAGAGCCACCGCGACGUCAUUGCAGCAUACGCAACUCGCGUCAGUUGAGUGUGGAGGCAACGCCACAAGGAGCAGCCGGAGUUGGAGUCGGAGCGAGCAAUCAACAGCAGCAGCAACAACAGCAGCCCAUGUUCUAUGGCCACACAGCACCGCAUUGGCAGCAACAUCAAGCGGCUGGCGGCAACUCUCAGCAACAGCAGCAGCAACCAAUCUAUGCCAACUAUGCGACCAUACAGCAGACAACGGCGGAGAUACACUGCGAGAAGUAUCACGACAACAAGUCGAAUUCCAGCAUCGAUUCGAUCGACACGAUACCGUUUGCCAAUGAGAACACUGGCACCAUCAAGCAGCGUCUGCUCAAUCGUCAGGAGCUGCAGGCUGGCGGCAAUGCGGCAUCAUCAGCAGCCGCUGGAGCAGCUGGUGGACAUCAUGCGGCCGGGACGCACUUGCACUCCUCCAGCUCCAGUUCCAGCUCGUCGUCAACGAACACCAUUGCCAACAUUGCGCACUCGUUUCACUCGCUGAAAUCUUCCAGUUCGCUGCAUGACGCCACGCUCGCUCGCAGCGACAGCAUGAACAGCACAGCGAGCGCCGGCAGCAGCGCCCUCCACUUGCGUUCGCCCACUUUGGAUGUGGCCAGCAACAGUGGCAGUGGCAACAUCAGCUGUAGCGGCAUUGAGCCAGCAGCAUCUCCUGAUGCAACAACAGUGGCUGCCCCUGCCGUGCCCGUGACGACAGUGCCACCAAAAGUAUCGGUCAAUGUGCUCAACGAUAUUGGCAACAUGCUGGCAAACUUAACUGACGAGCUGGACGCCAUGCUCGAGGAGGAGAAGCGUGUGGGUCUCAACAUUGACAGCGAGUAGACUCGCAACAACAACAACAACAAUAACAAUAAUCCGAAAGCAAAGUUUCCUUAAGGUGAACACACAACUCCCACAACUCUCGUCGUACCAGAGUAACGAGAAUGAAUGAAUUCACGUAGUGUAGCUGAAUUUUUUUGUAAUUUGUAGUCCCGUGUGUAGUCGACAAAUUCUUGGUUUUCAGCCAUCGUCAGAUUUCAGUUUUGUUUUUUCUAUGUUUUAACAAUAAUUUUUGAUUUGGAAAUAAGAGCAAAGUUUGCAAUUUAGAGCAACAUUCGUUGACUCUUUCUACUAAUUUAUGUUAGCUGUGGUAGUAUCAAAAAUGAAUGAAUAUGAAUGUUGCAUUUAAUGAACCUACCUAAAUUAUUAAUAAUAUAAACAAACCAUUGUAUAAUUUAUCAGACAUUCCAAAAUUCUGCUCUACACGUUGCUUGAUACUACCCUAGGGCUAUAGCUGAAUAAGUUCUUUUGUUAAUAUGUAUUACGACAUGGCCAGUUUUAUUAAUUAUGAUUAUGAUUACGAUAUUCGCAUACACAACAUUCGAAGUGUGUAUAAUAAACAUGUAACUUGAACAACUACAACAGAAAAGCUUUUGAAACACGUAUACUUUUGUACUUUCCCUAGAAAACCGAACAGAAAAAAAAGAACAAGAAAAAUGAAGAAUAAAAAUAUCUAAGCAAAUUAUGAAAAUUAAGCGCUAAUUGCAAAUGGCAAGUAUGCAACAAUUGCAUAGUUAAUAUAUAGCAUAAAAUAUAUAUAUAUAUGAUGUAUACAUAUAAUAAAUAUAAUAUUUAAACAACAAAAUCAUUUAUAUGGCAAGUAUUUAGUGGUUUGAUACUAUACGACAAAACAAAGCAUACAUUUAUAAACAGAAACAAAAGACGCACAGAAACCGAAAACACAAACAGUUUAACUACAAAGUAAAAACAUUUCUACUACAAAAAUGAGCUACAAAUUGCAUUUUUACAGGCUUUUUAGUUAUUAAACAAUUGUAUUUCCGUUUCAAAUUGAAUCAAACUACAAGAAUUCAGUUGUAUUUUAUAUAUAUUUUAAAUAUGUAUACAAAACAAUACGAUACAAAAUGAAAACAAGAUCUAUAUGAAUGUAUAAUUAAGUGUUAUUCCAUAUAAACUAUAAAAAUUCAUUAUAUUAAAUAUAACAAAUUAUAUUAUAUAUAUAUAUAUAAAUAUAUUAGCGUUACAUUAAGAGCAAGCAAAUACGGGCAUCAAUGCUAAAUAACGUAUAGAAAUUCCGUGGUAUACACUUCUAUUGCCUUUCUUUAUCAUUUACUUAAAUAAACAUUUUUUAGUAAAAAACAUAGAAUUUCUUUUCGAUUAUCAUUUUCAGUUGUAAAGCAAAUUUUUUGCGCUGAGUUAAUUUGUUUUGGUGCGCAUAUCAUUAGAAAAUGAAAUUGGAAAUUGAAAUAUACAUAUACGUAUACAUAUAUGCAUAUUCAAACACAUAUAUUAACAAAAAGCAAAACAAAUCACACAACAUGUAAAGCACAUAAUGGACAAAACCAAAAUGAUCGAGAAA